CAUCAAAAACAACGUUUAACUCUAAUUUUCAUCUUAAAAAAAAUUUUAUAUUUUACUUUUUUAUGGUAAAAAAAAUAGUUAAAAAUGCCUUCAAAUACACAUAUUUGCGAACUGAAAUUAAACACUUUUGGUCUGCCUAAAUUGCCGCCGAACGCGCCAUGGACCGACAGAUUUUGGAGAAAAAUUCGAAAAUUUCUAACCUUAAACCCAGACUCUCCAACUGCCAACAGAUUUUUUCGCAACCGUUCUACGAUGCUGAAUGAGCAAAAAAGACAUUUGAGAGGUUCGUGUUUUGUGAUACAUCCCUUUAGUACAUUUAACAGAAUAAGAGAAGCCAUUUAUGUAUUAAUAUGGGUAUGUGAAAUUUUCUUAACGCCAAUAUAUAUAAGUUUUUUGCUGGUCCAGCAAAAACACUUUUCUCACAAACAGGAAAAAACUGGAAGGAAAAUCUUCUUUAUUAUUGAUGACAUAGUACGUAUUUACAGAGUAAUUAUAUGUUUUCUUGGCAUCCUAAUAAAUAUUUUGUUCUUUUUUACUGGGUAUGUUGACACUUCAACUAAAGAGGUCGUUAUAGAUUUUCGUACCAUAGCAAAACAUUAUUUGUCCACCUAUUACAUUCCGGAUAUUCUUAUGAACGUCAAGUUUGGAAGUACGGGCUUUGUCUAUUUAAUGAACUUGUUUAGCCUUUGUAGAUUCAGCACAGUACUUGAAUACAUAAAAAAUAUAGUACUUAAUCUGAAAAUGAAGGAAGAGAUUUAUGUAUGCCUAAAGAUGUUUAUUAUUACCUGCAUAUUAUUGAAUGGUGCUGCCUGUAUAUACUAUUUCCUACCUUGGAUUAGCCAUGAAAGUUUUUCGAAGACCUCUUGGCCGUUUAGAGCGAAGAUCACUCCAGGACAACCCAAUUAUUCAAUUCAGAGAGCCUAUGCGAAAUCUAUUCUUCCCGUCGCAUGCUAUUUCUUUGGGGCUGGAGAAGGACCACAUAAUACUCAUGAUGAAGACAUAUUCGAUAAAUUAUGGUUGAUUUGUGUUAUGAUAACUGGAAGAGUUUGGACACUCUUCGUGAUAGCUUCCAUUCUCAAGUUAUUUAGUGUAUUAACUAUUUCCGAAAGCAAAUACGAGGAAUACUUAUUGCAGCUAGAAAUAUACAUGAGGCAGAAAAGGCUCCCACGUAUUUUAAGAGAAAGACUAUUUGAAUAUUACAGGUAUAAAUAUCAGAAUCAUUUCUUUAAUGAGGAAGCUAUAUUUGCAACUCUUUCAAAUUACCUGAAGCAAGAGCUGGUCCUCUUCGGAGCUAGAAAGCUUAUAAACAGGGUGGAUUUAUUUAAAAUAUUACCGAAAAGCAUUGUGGCAUUAUUAAUUAGCAAGUCAAAACAAGCAGUAUAUUUAUCAAAUGAUUACAUUGUUAAGCGAGGUGAUGGGGCACACGAAAUUUUUUUUAUAUCUGCUGGAACAGUUGCUGUAGCUACAGAGGCUGGUGAAGAGGUGGUGCAUCUUGAAGAUGGUGAAGAUAUUGGACUGAUUUCUCUAUUUAGUCCUGUACCAUAUAAAUACCAGUACAAUUACUAUGCCAUUGAGACCACUGAGCUUUAUUGCAUUAAUAAGAAGUUGCUUAAGGAACUUAUUUUUGACCAGGACGAUUUGUUAAAGUUUUUUUCUAAAAAAGUUUUGGAAAGAGUGGAGACCUUCAAGAAUAUUCAGAAAAAUUAUCAUGUUCGUGGCUAUGAUCUUUUGUCUGAGCUUAGUCAUGGAAAGAUUCUAGAGCGGCCACGUCUGAGACCAACAAAUUUUGAUGCUUAGAAUUGAUUUUUUUCUGAUAAUUGAUAUGUAUUUUCUAGUUAUAAUAGAAUUAUAUUUUGAGUAGUUAUUAAUAUUUGAAAAUAAAGAUGCGA
Molecule: messenger RNA, 1889 nt
Organism: Anthonomus grandis grandis
Lineage: Eukaryota; Metazoa; Arthropoda; Insecta; Coleoptera; Curculionidae
Product: potassium/sodium hyperpolarization-activated cyclic nucleotide-gated channel 2-like
Exons: 1
Coding region: 85-1797 (570 amino acids)
Source: RefSeq, a predicted model, not a curated record